CUAGCUGUGGUUUCUUGUUUUAGCUUACGAGUCGCCUUGUGCUCCAAUUGGUGCACCGCCAUAGCUGAUUGUUGCAGAAAAGGACCUUCAAGAUCCUUAUCCGCCAUGUCCAAGCGCCAAAAGACCGAUGAAGCAUGCCCUUGCUGCGAAUUGAGAGCACGCCAGGCCUCGAGCUGGCAAUUCCUACCGCCGAACAUGGCGCCAAAAGGCGCCUGCCAGCAGUGCGUGCUGCCGCCGCCGCCGCCGCUAAGUGACUACCUGCCGCCCUUCGUCUGGCCGCGCACGGCGGCGGAGAUCGAAGGGCUCGCCCAAGGAGUGGAAAUAGACUUCACGUCGACGAUGGACCGCGUCGCCGCCGUCUCGGACGCGGACGCGUCCGUGGAGACGGUGUUAAGACCGCUCAUGGGCGCGCCGCACUACAAGACGAACAAGGCCGUCGUCGAAGCAAAGUUCCUCCAGCACUGCUCGACGGAUUCUGCCGUGAGAGAGGCCGCGGACAAGGCCGGCGCGCGAUUCGCGGCGCUCAAGGCGAAGGGCCGAACGGACCCGCGCAUCUACGGCCGCGUCUGCGCGCUGGCGGCGAAGAACACCGUCUCCGGUCGCGACGCGCACUUCGUGCAAGCAUUGAAAGCUGGCUUCGAGCGCAGCGGCCUCAACUUGUCGCCGGCCGACCAGAAGAAGUUGCAGGAACUGCGCGACGCCGACGCCAAGGUCUGCGGCCUCUUCAAGAAGAACCUCGCCGAGGACAAAACCGAGCUCCUGUUCGACAAGAAUGAACUCGAAGGGUGUUCUGAUGCCUGGAUCGCGGAGCGGACGAGGGACGGGAAAGUCGUCGUUACGCUCAAAUACCCCGAUUUGAUCCCUGUGCUGCAGCAGUGCUCCGUCGCUGCGACGCGGCGGCGCGUCUCGCGGGCGCGGGAAUGCGAGGCGUACGGCGCGAAUUUGGACUACGUGGCGGAAGGCGUCGCGAUCCGGAAGCAAAUCGCCGACCUGCUGGGCUACAAGAGCUGGGCGCAUCUCAGUACCGAGACGAGGAUGAGCGGCUCGCCCGAGGCCGUCACGGCCUUCAUGGACCCGCUGCUGGCCAAGGUCAAGGAGGGCGCGGCGCGGGACCUCGAACGCUUGAAAUCUCUGAAGGGUGGGGCCCUCGAGGCCUCCGACGUCAGCUUCUACUCCGCUAAAUUAUUGAAGGAACAGUAUGGUGUAGAUCACGAGGCGGUACGCGCCUACUUUCCUCUCGAUCAUGUGGUGGCGACGACGCUCGAGAUCUACCAGGAGCUGCUAGGCUUAGAGUUCAUCGAGAUCGAGAAGUGUGGACGCGGCGUCGCGAAGCGUCUUCCGAUCGUCGCGUCGAUGGCGUGGAGGGGAUCACGCCGUCACGCCGUCGCAGGUUCGACACGUGGCACCCCGCGGUGCGCCUCUUCCGCGUCAUUGAUGUGGCGACGAAGCAGAAGCAGGGGUUCUUCUACCUCGACUUACAUCCCCGCGACGGCAAGUACGGCCACGCGGCCAUCUUCCACCUCCUAAAAAGAUGGGGCGACCAGGUGCCGGUGGACUGCAUGCUUUGCAACUUACCAGCUCCCUCGGCCGACGGCAAGCCGGCGUUGUUACGGCACUCGAACUGCGUCACGUUCUUCCACGAGUUCGGACAUAUUAUGCACGGUUUAUGUGCUUCCGGUGAUGGCAACUCGACGACGCUGGCGAAAUGCCCGCGCGACUUCGUCGAGGCGCCGUCGCAGAUGCUCGAGAACUGGUGCUGGACCGUCGAAGGGUUGAAGCGCCUGUCGAAGCACCACGAGACCGGGGCGACGCUGCCGCGCGAUUUGCUGGAUAAAAUGCUCGACGCUAAAAAUGUCAACGUCGGGUUGAACAUGGCGCGGCAGAUCUAUCUGUCUACUUUGGAUUUGGAGAUCCACGGCACCGAUCCGCCGACGACGGCGGAAGGUCUGCAGGCGCUCGUCGAUCGGUUGCGGCCGGAGAUCUCGCUCAUCGAGAACCCGCCGGGCGCGAACAUGCUACGCUCGUUCGGUCACCUCAUGAAUCAAUACAGCGCCGCGCUGUGUGGAAAUCAAAAUUUUACGGCGCGUUCGCGUCGACUCCAUGCCAUCGACGCGCCGAUUUCGACACAGGUGCCGCGUAUUAUGGCUAUCUGUGGGCGGAAGUGCUCUCGGCGGAUAUGUUUAGCCAGUGUUUCGAGAAGGACCCCUUCGACGCGAAGGCGGGCCGGCGCUACCGGGACCUCGUCCUUGCGCCGGGCGGCGUCGGAAAGAUCCUCGACCACCUCACCACGUUCCUCGGCCGGCCGCCGUCGCAGGAGGCGUUCCUCAAAAGCCGCGGCAUCGCGUAAACAUUAGUUCUAC
This is a messenger RNA of Pelagomonas calceolata, 2360 nucleotides long. The record is from the annotation of a GenBank genome assembly. NCBI's taxonomy places the organism in Eukaryota, Pelagophyceae, Pelagomonadales, Pelagomonadaceae.